Molecule: messenger RNA, 1975 nt
Organism: Cyanistes caeruleus (blue tit)
Lineage: Eukaryota; Metazoa; Chordata; Aves; Passeriformes; Paridae
Gene: CCDC82
Product: coiled-coil domain containing 82
Cellular component (GO): nucleus
Source: RefSeq, a predicted model, not a curated record
AUCCGCCCCGGAGCCUUCAGCGCCGCUUCAGACCCGAUUGGUUCCUUCAGCGCCGCUUCAGACCCGAUUGAUUCCUUCAGCGCCGCUUCAGACCCGACUGGUUCCUUCAGCGCCGCUUCAGACCCGAUUGAUUCCUUCAGCGCCGCCUCAGACCUGAUUGAUUACUUCAGCGCCGCCUCAGAUCUGGUUGAUUCCUUCAGCGCCGCCACACCGGGCGCGGGCGCUCCUGCGUGCCUGGAGCGAGGUGCAGCCUCUCGGGAAGUCGCUGUGCGUGCUGAGUUUUGUUUGGUGUUGGUUUCCGCGUGAGUCUCUUACUGGCGCUGAUAAGUCAUAAGCUUAUGGAGCAAAAUGUGUGUUGCUACAGCCUUCCGAUGGGGGUAAAACCAGUUGUCAAGAGAUACGAAACAAGAAAUAAGACGGAAGUGCCAUCAUCCAAAUCCCGAGUCGAUUGGAGACGCACUAGAAGGGCGCUCAUACUGCUUGACAGCAAUGACGAAUCCUCAGCCACCUCUGAGGAGGAGUCUACCACAUCAGAAAGUGAAAUAGAUGAGAAAAAUCAAGCGGCUGUGAAGAACAACCUUUCAGAUCAGGAGGAGAAAGGCCGGAGUGGGGAAGUAACAAAAGAUGGUGACGAUGAGUGCGUUGUGCCUGGGAAGCGUAACAAGUUGAGCGCCUCUGUCAUGUAUGACAGUGAUGAAAGCGAGGGCAGUGACAUACUUGUUAGAAAGGUUUCUGCCAAACGCCGCUGUAUAUUGGAUGACGAUGAGAGUUCUAAAGAACAGCAGACUGAUAAAACAUGCCCUACAGAGAAUGUUUCUACUAGUAAGAAACAGAAAGUGCUCGAAAAAUUGAAAGAACUUGUAAAACAAAGCGCAGCUCGGAGAUCCUGCAGCACUGCAAAUUGUGAGGAUUCUAAUAGUGAAGAAACAAUGGAAGAGGAACCACUCUGUCAGCUGCCCCUCACACCAUCAGAAGGUAGUGAAACUGAUGGUGACAGCUUAAAGGAUUUUGUAGUAGAGGAAGACAGUGAUGAUGAUGACAUUGGCAACCCAGAGCAUGUGAAGAGUCAAAAUCAGCCACAUCAAAAGCAACCAAAUCCAUCAAACAGCGAGCUGCUAGCACACUACAUCCCACAGUUAUCUCGCUGUGAUCAUUAUGUACACUUCAAAAGAAUAGUAAAGGCUUUCCUCAUAAAUGCAAUUGAUGACACUUUUCUGAGCUCAUUAUAUGAUGGAACCAGAAAAAAGAAGUAUGCUCAAGAUAUACUGCUCUCACUUCAUUAUUUGGAUGACCGCUUCAUUCAGCCUCGUCUUGAGAACUUAAUCUGUAGAAGUCGCUGGAAAGAUCGAUACAAGGAGCGUGUGGAUUGUUACCCAGAUGUUCGCAUAAGCUUGAAAAGUACAAAAAAUAUGUCUUGUCAGGCCUGUGAAUUGAAGCGGUGUUGUCGGUUCAAUGUGUUGCUCUCUGGAAGGCUUUAUAAUAGUAAAACUAUGGAAGUGGAUGACUUCAUGUCAGAUGAUAAACAGGUUUUGAAGGUUGGCAUAGUGUGUGCAAAUCGUACAAGAGUUUAUCACAACCUGAAACACUUCAAGUACAAGUUAUACAUGGAUUGCAGCUCAGUUGCUGGAUUGGAUGGUGUAGAGGAUGAACCUGUCAAAGACACUGUAGAGCGGCUUCUCAACCACUUGGAAGAGAGUGGGUGGAUUCAGAAGAAAUAUGAUGGUCUUGAAGAUUACAUGGAAGAUGCAGAUAAUUUUCAAGAAGAGAAAAUUGAUUAAGAGGUCAUAGAGCUCUUUGGAAGACAUCUUCAAAAAUGUGAAUGGCCUGCUUCGUGUGUAUGCACUUUAUGUCUGCCUGGACUUCAAGAUUUCUUUGUAGGCUGUUAACACCCAAAUUCAUAUGCCUUUAAAUUACUGAUAAUGUGCUGUAUCUUUUUUUAUUAUCUGUGUCAAUAUAAACCCAAAGUUUUACCAAA